AUGGCACCUUACUAUCCUAUUACCGUCCACAGAUCCGACGGCGUGCUCUCUGUCGCGACGAAAUCUGGAGUUAAUGAACCCAACGAACCAACCGCAGCACAACAAAAUGACACACCUGAUUCCAAGGGCAACGUCGAUUGCUACAAGCGACUGGACCCAGAAGAACCCAAGGCAAUAGACUGGAGGAGAAAGCUCGGGGGCAUGCUAAUACAUCGUUUGGGUGGAAAGGAACAGGCGAACAAACAGUACAUCCUUAAACAAAUUCCCGAUGGCUACGUAUUAUGGGAGCACUUGAAGUACAACGUCGAUAAGGUCAACGGGACUCGGGAGAAAGGAAAACAUGCUGGCGGCACAUUUGAAAGGCAAGAUGCCUAUCUCUACGGUCAUCCCCAAGGCCGCAAGAAACGCUUCAGAAGUCCUGCCGAUUUCUUUCAUCAUCUGUUAUGGCUAGCUGUAGACAAAGAGGGCGAUCCCAUGAACUGUUCUUGUAAGAUAUGCUCGCCAGAGGGAGACGACGAUACCGCCGAGGAGCAGGCAAAAGCCGAACCAGUAGUUAAGAAAGAUAUCAAGCCUAUUCCGGCCUCAGCUCCUCCCGCCAGAGCUCCACAACCACUGCAGCCAGUGCAAGCUGCGGCAGCUAAACCAAGCGCACCUCCUAUGCAGGCACGAAACAGUUUCCAAUCGACUUCGGGGGAAGCGAAAGUUUCUGCGGAGCAACGUAUGGACGGCGAUGCCAAUGGCAAAUACCUCUACCGUUCGGGUGAGCUUGUAUGGUUUGAUAAUGGGUUGAACUGGCGUCUAGGUGUUAUAUCUAAAAGACAGCUGCAAAAUAAUAAGCCGCGAUAUUUGUUACAACCACUCUCGAACCCAUACCAGCAUCAACCACACCAAAUUAAAGAUGAUGAAGGCUCGAUUCGGCCUUGGCUAGCCUGGAGCGUACCUAAUACCACUAUUCCCGCAAUUCAGAAUCUUACCUACGACGAUGUUCCCUGGGAUCGCGUAGUAAGGGGAGAAUUGGACGGAGGUCAACCUCGAGAUUACGUGGUUGAUGGCAGUAUUCUCGCUGCAAAAGUUAUCGAUUCUAGCUACUCUCUCUACGAUCGAAUCGAAGGCGCCCUCGCAGGUCCAGGUGAGAUUCACUACCGGGGAAUGUUCUUGGGUGCGGAGAAGAUAUGGGUUGGCGAACCAGUUCGCAUUCGGGUUCCUGGAAACGAUAUCAUUGUUCUUAUUAUUCAAAAGUUGAUUGAGCGUACUGCUUCACCGAACACAUCCAUCGUCACGUUUGUUGGUGACGUGUACAAAUUCGUUGACAUGCCUACACCAUACAAGAGCCGCGCCGAAUGGCCAACUCCAAAGUUACCCGCCAGGAUGGUGAGCGAUCUUCGUUUCCGAAAUGAGGUGGCAGAUUCGGCCAAAACCGGGCAAUGGUACGAGUGGAGUUUAUUAGAGCCUAUGGCUAGGAAGGGUCUAUCUGAUAUCAAGGGUCGUUGGUACGAGACACGCACCCUACUUCCGAUACUCAGAGGUGCGCAGAAAUUUCAAGAAGAGGUUGCCAAAGGCUUGACCAGCGAUGCUGGAGCGUGGAUGAACGGAAGACGAGAUAAGAACAACAACCCCGAAACCAGAAAGAAGAACCGAAGGGACACCUUGGGAAGGGCUGUUCCGGCUGAUUUCAAGGUCAGUAGAGGUUUGGAUGGAAAUCCUGCUGAUGAUGUUUUCCCGGAUGUUCAGCAACCUCAGCUUGAACCUCCGAUUAGCUAUGUUGAGUCUGAUCUAGACCAGUAUAUGGAUCUGGAUCAAGCCGGUGCGAAUCAUGACUUUUAUGGCGCAACUUUGUAA
Glarea lozoyensis ATCC 20868 is the source of this 1839-nucleotide messenger RNA. RefSeq lists its product as uncharacterized. The record is from RefSeq and is a predicted model, not a curated record. The transcript has 3 exons. NCBI's taxonomy places the organism in Eukaryota, Fungi, Ascomycota, Leotiomycetes, Helotiales, Helotiaceae. Gene Ontology annotation, cellular component: rDNA heterochromatin; SHREC complex. Bases 1 to 1839 code for a protein of 612 amino acids. Gene Ontology annotation, biological process: silent mating-type cassette heterochromatin formation.